This is a messenger RNA of Cladocopium goreaui, 1240 nucleotides long. NCBI's taxonomy places the organism in Eukaryota, Dinophyceae, Suessiales, Symbiodiniaceae. The record is from the annotation of a GenBank genome assembly.
CGCAUCUGCAGCAGCCGCCCAUGGACAGCAAGGGCGAGCGCCUGCUGGCGGCCGCCACGGCGCCUGUUGCAGCGCCGCUGCCGCAGGCGCUGCGGGGACGCUGGCGGCUGAGCUUCGACCCGCAACGGCUGCGGCUCAGGGAGGAGGCCAUGGAGAUCUUGGAGAAGGCAGAAGUGGGAUCUUUUAGUCCCAGCGGAUGCUUGGAGGAGUACCAGGCGAGGCCGGAGAUCUUUCGCUCCUUCGCCUUGAGACAGGACUUGCACUGCCUGGUCGAGGCAUCUCCGGGCUUUCUGGAGGUCUAUGAGCAGCUGCUGCUGACUGUAUUGCUGCCCUGGCUGAAGGAGCUGAAAAGUGCCACGCAAAAACGGGCGCAGUUCUGGUACCAAUAUCCUCCCACCUUGCGGGUGCAGCCGGGGCGAAGCAGGGAGUUCAAACGGCCCCACCGGGAUGCGGAGUAUGGGCACCAGAUUGGGGAAUUGAAUUGCUGGAUGCCCCUGACCGAUUACAACUUGACGCAGACCACCUUGUGGGUGGAAUCUGAACCAGACAGAGGAGACUACGAGCCCCUGGACAUCAGCUACGGUCAGAUUGGCAUCUUCCAUGGAACUCUCUGUCGUCAUCACGUCCCUCAGAACUCUUCAGACUUCACCCGGGUGUCGAUGGACUUUCGGAUUGGCCUGGGAGAAUACUUCGACCCCAGCUGGCAGCUGGACGGGGUGAAACACGUGCAUGGUCGCGCUUUGGCGUGUUUGUUUUGGGGCAGGACACCCACUGGGCAUCCCACAACCUGUUGACCUAUCAGAAAUGGGGGGGUUCUUCAGACGCGAGAGGCCGGGAGAUUUGGCUUUGAUGCAAUGGAUAUUUCUAGUACCUUGAGGGUGACGACUUGCUGCACUUGAGACCUGGGCAUCGAAAAUCAGGGAAAUCUGGGAGGUGAAGUGAAAUCCUUCAGCCUGGGGCAAAUGAUCUCAUUGUCAUAGGCGGCAAUGCAAAAGAGGGGGCACAAUCCCUGUGUGCUGCUUGCGGAAAAUCGUCCUGCCAAUCACGACUUGGAAUUUGGGUGCCAAAGUGGAAUGUUGCAGCUGGUGAGUACAUGGACAAAGUGGUGCUUCACUUUUGGAUCACAAUCUCUACAUAUCUCUACCAAGGGAAUGGAGCGAGAGGGUCACUGAAGCUGGAGAAAAAUGUACCGCCUGCUGCUGCUUCAAAGUGUGGAUUUUUUGCGGUGCAUAGCUCGAAG